UUCCCUCUUCUGUGCACAGCUGAGGGCCCCGUGCCCCGGCCAUGGCCUCCAGCCGCAGCUCUCCCUCAGCGCCUCGCGCUGCAGGAAUCUUCCACAAAGAGCGAGACGAUCCACGGCUCAGGGUCAGAUCUCUGCCCGACGUCUGCCCCAAGGAGCCUACAGGUGAGGGGCGUGGCCUGUGCGGCGGUCCGUCUGUAGUGGCGGAGCACGAGCCCUGGACCGUCUACAGUUCAAAGGUCAAUCUCCCCGCGGCUCUGAACGACCCCCGACUCGCCAAACGAGAGUCCGACUUCUUCACUAAAACAUGGGGCCUGGACUUCACAGAGACAGAGGUGGCUCCGUGCUGCCACCUGCCGUCCAUCACCAGAGACGACUUCAGCCACUACCUGCAGGAGACCGCACAGAGGGAGCGCAUUCACGAACGCUGCAAGACGAUCUGCCCCAACAAAGACGUGGACUCAGUCUCCAGUGUCAACAUCAACCACGAUAAAACUAAAUCUGAGCUUGAACAAGUCCCAAAGAUCUUCAUGAAGCCGGAUUUCGCCCUGGACGACCCCGGCACCUUUAACGCAGUUCUGCCCUGGUCUCAUUUUAACAGCGCUGGGGGAAAAAGCAGCAGAGACGUGGCCUCCUCUAAACUUCUGCAGGAAAAGCUGAGCCACUACCUGGACGUGGUGGAGGUGAGCAUCGCGCGUCAGAUCUCCCUCCGCUCCGAGGCCUUCUUUCACGCCAUGUCGUCCCAGCACGAGCUCCAGGACCGUCUGCAGAACACACAGAGGGCCGUGUCCGUCCUGAGGCAGCGCACCGCCGACAUGGACCGGGUCAUGUGCCGGGGGCCCCUCAGCGCGCUCAGAUCCGCCCUCACGCGAAACAACUGCGUCAAACUGCACAACAAACUCAAGCUGAUGGCCGCCGUGCACCAGACCCAGCCCACCGUGCAGUUACUCCUGUCCACCUCCGAGUUCGUGGGGGCGCUAGAGCUCAUCGCCACCACCAAAGAGGUGCUACAGCAGGAGCUGCAGGGAAUACACAGCUUCAGACACCUGGGCUCUCAGCUGUGUGAGCUGGAGAAGCUCAUUGAUAAAAUGAUGGUGGAGGACUUCAGUAUUUACGCUCGGAGCGAUCUGAACCGCAGCCUGAGGGACGAGCCUCAGGUCCUGGAGAAGGUUAAGACCCCAAACGCUGCCACAGAGAAGGAGCGUCUGGAAUCACUGGUCUUCGGUUUGCUGCGUCAGAGGAAGCUGGACUUUCUGGACAUUUACAACGAAGAGAUGAUUUCAGCUGCGAAAGCCAUCGUCAACCAGUGCGUGGCCGACUGCGUUUUACAAAUAGAAGAAAUUGACACUGAAGUCGUCACCAAGCUGGCCGAUCAGAUGCGCGUGAUGACGUUUCCUCAGUGGUUCGAUCUGUUGAAGAACGUCUUUGACUGUUUCCUCCUGUUUCUGCAGAGGAUCAAGUCGACUCUGACCGUGAUCCGUAAAGUGGUCCUGGAGGCGCUGGACUCUCACCAGAAGCACAAGGCUUUCGAGGCCGCCGCGUCCGACCCCAGCGAAGUUUCCCAGAAUGCUUUGCAGCUGCAGGGCGCGGCGGAGCUGGCCUACCUCACUCACGAAGGCCUGUUCAUCAGCGAUGCUCUGAACGAGGCCAAACACGCCGAGCAGAGCGGCGCGCAGGAGAGAGAGAGCAGGCAGCAGCAGGACACGGCGCAGACUGCAGGGGGCGCUAACAACAUAUCUGCCGAUAACAUGAUGCCGUCUGAGCUGGAGUUAAACAGAGUCCUGAACAACCUCCAGGAGGCGCUGUUUACUGCGUCUGACGUCAGCCACGACCGCUGCGUCAAACUGCUCACCGCCAGAGCCAAGGACGGGUCCCUGGAGCGGCUCUCCUCUGCAGAGUUCGUGUGUUUGUCCCGGGCUGUGGAGCAGUUCGUCAGAGACACGGAGGAGCUGAGCGGCAGACGCAGCGUCAGCUUGAGGGGGGCACUGCAGAACCAGGCCAACCGCUUCGUCCACCGCUUCCACGAAGAGCGCAAAACCAAACUGGGUUUGCUGUUGGAUAACGAGCGGUGGAAACAGGCCGAAGUUCCCGCUGAGUUUCAGGAUUUGGUGAACUCCAUCGCAGAAGGAAGCAUCUCUCUCCCAGAGCGGAAACUCUCAGGUCCAGACGACAGGAAACCCACUGAGUUCCUCCUGGUGAACGGGCAGAAGUACGCUGUGGUCGGGACGGUUCUGCUGUUGAUCCGGAUGUUCCUGGAGUACUGUCAGUGUGUGAACGACAUCCCGUCCAUCUCCACAGACAUGCUCACCAGACUGUCCGACCUGCUCAAGCACUUCAACUCUCGGAGCUGCCAGCUGGUCCUGGGAGCCGGGGCUCUGCAAGUCGUGGGCCUCAAAACCAUCACUACAAAAAACCUGGCGUUGGCGUCUCGGUGCCUGCAGCUGGUGGUGCACUACAUUCCUCUGAUCAGAGCUCAUUUUGAGACCAAACUUCAGCCCAAACAAUUCAGCGUCCUGCGUCACUUCGAUCAUAUCACUAAGGAUUACAACGACCACAUCGCUGAGAUCUCUGCCAAACUCGUAGCCAUCAUGGACAGUCUGUUCGAGAAGGUUUUAUCAAAGUAUGAAGUGAAAGCCCCGAUGCCCUCCUCCUGCUUCAGAAACGUGUGCAAACAAAUGGCCAAGAUGCAUGAAGCCAUCUCCGAUCUUCUGCCAGAGGAACAGACUCAGAUGCUGUUUCUGAGGAUUAACGCCAGUUUUAAAAUGCACUUGAAGCGUCAGCUGUCCCGACUCGGAGUCAUCAACGACGGAGGACCUCAGCACGGGUUGGUGGUGGUGGACGUCGCGUUUUACACUGAAAACAUCCAGGUCCUGAAGAGCCUGGAGCGACUGGACCUGAACAUGGCCGAGAUCUGGGAGCAGAAAAGGUGAUGGCAGAAGAAAGCGCUAAAGAAGGACGGGGACAACAAAAAACAAACAAAAGAAACACUGCAAACGGACUUACGGCGGGGAAAGGUGGCGCCAGAGAGCCACUAAAAACAAAACGCUGCUAGACGUUCACUACGGCGAGCAAAAGGGACCAAAAGUCGAUGAAGAAAAGCGAGUGGCUCCACCUUAAAAAAACUUUAUCUCCACAAACAGCCUUCUCUCCUCACUGUGUGCAAUCAACAGGACGUUAUUUAAGGCGGCGCUGUGAAGAUUAUGUGCAAAAAAAAAUAGUAAUGUUAUAAUUUAUUUUUCUCAAACGUUGUCUUGCUUCAGGGUCGAGGCGCAAGAAUCAAUCUACACACGAUAGCUAAUAAUACGGUUUGGUUUUUAAACGCAGAGGUGAU
Boleophthalmus pectinirostris (great blue-spotted mudskipper) is the source of this 3328-nucleotide messenger RNA. It is a transcript of the gene vps54, whose product is annotated as VPS54 subunit of GARP complex. Gene Ontology annotation, cellular component: GARP complex. NCBI's taxonomy places the organism in Eukaryota, Metazoa, Chordata, Actinopteri, Gobiiformes, Gobiidae. The transcript has 23 exons. The record is from RefSeq and is a predicted model, not a curated record. Gene Ontology annotation, molecular function: syntaxin binding. Bases 42 to 2927 code for a protein of 961 amino acids. Gene Ontology annotation, biological process: Golgi to vacuole transport; retrograde transport, endosome to Golgi.